AUGCCUUCACCUCUUGUUACUGGUAUAUCACCUCGUGAAGGUUGUCCAGGUAUAAAAAUAACUAUUCGAGGUGAAAAUUUGGGUACAGAUGAAAAAGAUUUUAUUGGUUUAAAAAUUUGUGGUGAUGAUUGUCGAGCAACAGCUUCAUGGAUAAGUCCAAAUAAAAUAGUUGCUUAUGCUGGAAAUGGUCAAGGUAAAGGUGAUGUUAUUGUUAUAACAAAAAGUGGUGGAAUUGGUUCGUGUUCAGUUGGUUUUUAUGGACGAGUUGAACAAGCAGGACAAUUUCAAGAAGUUGCUGUAUGGAUUGACGAAGAUGCAGUAACUUUAUUUGGUUUAAAUACAUCGAAGGCACCAGCUUUUUUACCCGGUACUGGUGAUACAGUGACUGGAUCAACUACGGAUGCCUCUAGUGUUACUCCAGCAGAAGAACUCUAUGAAAUGUUUCCAACAAGUAGUACGGAUAUAACUCAACCAAAUUUUAAUCCAUAUUAUUAUUUACUUGCUCAUAAAUCAAAUGCUACAUUUGAUGAAUUACGUCAAAAUCUUGAACAUCUUCAAAAAACUCGUGCUGAUAAUAAAGGUGCAUCAACAACACUUGUUAAAAAUAAUAUAGCAUCAUUUAUGGAAGCUGUUGAUAUAAUGAAAGACAUUCGACGUUUAUCGGCUGAUGAUCGAAAGAAAAAUUUUUAUGAACCAGUAAUUAAAUUAGUUGAAGAAAUUUCUCGUAUUGCUCAUUCCAUGUAUGAUACAGAUUUAGCACGAAAAGAUUAUUCAGAUAUAAUACGUAAUGCCUUAAAUGUUAUACAAAGAUAUAAAUUUAUUUUUCAUUUACCACAAACGAUUGAACGAAGUGUUAAACGAGAAGAAUAUGAAAAAGUAAUCAAUGAUCUUGUACGAGCUCGUGCAGCAUUUGAAACUGUUGAUUCAAAAGUAUUUCGCAAUAUUCAACGAGAAGUUGAACAACAAAUACAAAAUCUACGUACAUUAUUUCGACAACGUCUUACAGAAUUUCCAUCAUCACUUGAUGAUCAAAAACUUUUUAUUCGUUAUUUACAUUCACUUGAUCCAAGAGCUGAUCCUGCAUGGGAUUGUAUUAUACAUCAAAAAGCAGCACUUAUCGAAGUACUUCGUUCAUGUGCAGUUGAUCCAAAACAACAACAUCAACAACCACAUGAAAUAAAACUUCACACUCAUGAUCAAGCAACUGCUAUGGUUGAUCAAGCAUGUGAUGUACUUACAACAGCUUUUCCUGAUUUAUGGUACUUAAUGCAAUUAUAUUUAAGAAAGAAACUCUAUCCAUUAUCUGAAAAAUCCGAAGAAAUUGAUCGAACUUAUAUGCAUAAAGCACCAGAAUUUCUAGCUUUAACAAAAGAUAUUAUUCAAACAUUUAUAAGUGUUGUUCGACUUAAUUUAUUAAGUCGGUCAACAAUGACAAAAUCUGAUACGACAUCAUCACAAGAUGAUGAUUUAUAUACAAAUGCUGAUGAAACAUAUCAACGUGUUAAAACAUUACCACAUUGUGUACAAAAUUGCCGUUUAUGUGUAUUACAUCUUGUUUCACUCGAUAUACAAGCUGAUUUUAAAAAAGAUUUACAACAACUUAUGUUUGAUUUACGUUUAGAAUGUUUUAUAGUUAUUAUGGAUCAUGCGUGUUUAGAAGUAUCUCGUUUAAAUACUCAAGAAACAUGGGAAUUAGAAUAUGAUGAACAACUUGGUUCACAUACAAAAUUACCAAAUUUAUUUCAUGAUAUGAUUGUCACGAAAACAAAUAUUAUUCAAGAAAAUGUUCUUUCUGUUAAUGUAGCAAAAGGUGAACGAAAAUUUUUUGAAGAUAAAGAAGCGACAAAACAAGCAGCUAUAGCUGUUUAUCGUUUAUUAGGUGAUUUUGCAUCUGUAUUUCAAAUGUUAAUAAAAGAUUGUUCAUCAUCAUCAUCAAAUUCCAUUGAACCAUUAUCAUCAUCAACAAUAAUGAUAAAUUCAUCUGAACAUUUAUCUAAAACAAUGUGUUUAAUAAUAAUAUUAAAUAAUUUUGCUUAUACACGUCGUUUUAUACUUCCACGUUUAAAAAAAAUUUUUCUUAAUUAUGGUUUUCGUGGUAUGGAUCGUGUUUAUGAUGAAACUGAAAUUAUAUAUAAACGUGUUGAUGAACAAUUAUUAGAUACAGUACAAAAUGAAUAUCUUCGACCAUUUUUACAUCGUUUAGAGUCUCGUAUGUAUGCUGGAAGAUUUGAUUGGGCAACACAUAUACGUGUUAUAUCAGUUAAAGAUUAUGUUAAACAUAUUAUACUUGAUUUAGCACGUGUACAUGCUGAAAUAUAUUCAAUAAGUAGUCAAUUAGUAUUUAUUGUUUUAUCACGUAUAUUAUCAACAUUAGUUAAUGAAUUAGCAAAAUUAUAUUCAAAUAUAAAUCAAUUUAGUAAAGCCGGUAGUAUGCAAGCAUGUUUAGAUUUAAUUGCUUUACAAGAAUGUCUUGGACGUUGUAUGGAAACAGAAACAUCAAAUAAAUUAAAAGAACUUAUAACACAAAUACCUGAUGCAGCUGAACAUAUUAAAUCAAAAGCAUUAACUGAUAUGUUAAAUGUUUUCUUAAAACAAAUGCAACCAUAUUCAAUUGCUUUUCGUGAUGUUACACAAUAA
Rotaria sp. Silwood1 is the source of this 2637-nucleotide messenger RNA. Lineage: Eukaryota; Metazoa; Rotifera; Eurotatoria; Philodinida; Philodinidae. The record is from the annotation of a GenBank genome assembly.